Messenger RNA from Penicillium soppii, 3891 nucleotides. RefSeq lists its product as uncharacterized. Bases 1 to 3891 code for a protein of 1296 amino acids. Lineage: Eukaryota; Fungi; Ascomycota; Eurotiomycetes; Eurotiales; Aspergillaceae. The transcript is spliced from 3 exons. The record is from RefSeq and is a predicted model, not a curated record. Gene Ontology annotation, molecular function: protein binding.
AUGGCUUCUCUUGUCACCAACGUCUUACAAUUAGCUGGGUCCGAUAGCGGAAUUAUCAGGGACCUCCAUUACGGGGACCCUGUCCUAUUGGACAAGAUCAAUGGUUUCCAGCGACUUCUCGAAAGAAACACGAUCCCAUUUUGUGCAUUCAUUGAGCGCAAAGAGACAGAUUACGGCAAGAAGAUAGGGCUCACAGGGAUUUGGAAGGAACUGGUUGUUGAUGAAGAGUCUGCUGGGGCUUUAGGGCCGCACAAGUUUCACCUGAACACUGAUCAUUUCAAAAUCAACAAAUUUUCUGGUCCUCAGGAUCGAUCCUUCCUGACAGUCUCUUCUCAAAUUAACGAGAUGUUCACAAAUUGGAAACCACUGAUUGAAAGCCGAAAGGCUGGCUCAAACCGCCCAGGUGCUCAACGAAAGAUUUUGGAGAAUAAAGAGAGACAUGAGAGAAUAGUGCAAUUUCUCGCGAAGAGCGAUUUUUCCGCGCGGUACAAGGACGUGUUCUCUGCCAGACACAAGAAGACGGGCCAGUGGUUUCUGGAAGCGGAAAACUUUCAGAGCUGGGCAGGGAAAGAAGGGCAGACCCUUUGGUGUCCAGGCAUUCCAGGAGCGGGAAAAACAAUCUUGCUUGCUAUUGCAGUAAACUAUCUUCAGGAAAAGUUCUUCAAAAGCGAUGAAGUGGUGCUUUUUGCCUUCUGCGACUACAAGGACCGGCCGAAUCAAAGUGCAGAGAACAUGAUUCUGUCGCUCUGGAGACAACUGAUGCAAAAACGGGUUCUCAGUGAAGUUGAAUGCGAAAAUCUAGAGACAACAUAUAUCAAAAGAGGAGUCAUUCCGACAACCGAUGCUGUGGUCAAAAUGCUUUCGGAUGAAAUGGCUAAAUACUCGCGGGUCUUUAUUCUGCUAGAUGCUCUCGAUGAGCUUCACAACGAAAGUCGGGACUCGCUGAUUUAUCUUUUGAGACAACUGCCCGCAAAGAAGAACUUGCUGAUCACGUCACGCAUACCGAAGGAAAACAAUUCUUAUUUCCGCAAAGUUCCUCAGUUGGAAAUCCGAGCAAGAGACAAGGAUAUCACGGACUAUAUCAACGGUCGCUUAGAAUCUGUCUCAAAGCUUCGCUCCAAAGUUGAAAAUAAUCACAAACUCAAAGAAGAGAUCAGGAGCACCAUUACAAAGAAGGCUGAUGGGAUGUGGCUUCACCUGAAUUCUUUGGCAUCUAAGCACACUGUUAAGGAGAUGAGGGCUGAUCUAAGGAACCUGCCAGAAGGAGAAAAUGCUAUCUCCGAUACUUACGAUGGGGCGUUCUCUCGCAUCCGUGAUCAAACUCGUGAAGAUCGCGAACUCGGAGAGAAAAUCAUCCUAUGGAUCUCUCAUGCACAAAGACCAUUGACAAUGAAAGAUUUACAAUGCAUCUUAACAUUGCAGGAAGGGGAUACAGACCUGGAAUUUGAUGAUCUAAUUCCAGAGGAGCUUCUUAUCUCUACUUGCGCUGGUCUUGUCACAGUUGAAAAUCUGUCCGGAAGAAUACAAUUUGUGCACUCUACCGCGCAAGAGUACGUCGAUUCCAUCAAGCUGACAAAGUUCCCGGGUGCCGAUUUGACAAUCGCCAAGUCUUGCAUUCACUACCUCUCCUUGUCAAUUUUCUGUACAGAAACUAAAGAAAUCCACACCACGUCCUUCAACAAAACUGUGUCUAGCUACCCGUUCCUGGAGUAUGCAGCCCUUUUCUGGGGCCUACAUGCUAGACGUGCGGAUAGCGUUGAGGCCAAAUCUUCCGUCGAAAAGUCGGUCAGACAGUUCUUCAACCUCAGACUACAAUCUACAUUUGCAGUUCGUACUCUUUUGUGUGGCGUGGCAGGAGUUGAUGGUGCUGAAAUGGGAGAUGACCUCGCGCGCAAUGAUCGCUCCAUCAAAUUGAUCAACAUCUUGGCCUACUUCGGAUUGGACUUUCUCUUGGUUGAUCUGAUUUCCAGUAGACCAGGGGUAAUAGCGGAAUCUUUUGACCACUUCGUUGGCAAUGUUUUGCACUGGGCUGCCCUUGGUCAGCAUGAAAAGACUUUGAAGAUCUUGUUGAGCCAGUCCUCUGUCGGCGACGUUUUGAAUCAGAAAGGAUACGAGCUUUUUGCACCAUUACAUAUGGCUUUGGUUUACAGGCGUGACCUCUCCGCUGAGAUCAUACUGGAUUAUGGCCCCGAUGUUAGAACUGCAGCUCAUUUCGAUCAUACGCCCCUGUUAAUCGCGUCUCUUACUGGCAACAGUGCUAUCAUUCCUAAGCUACUUUCCGCCGACAAAGAACUGAAGACUCUAUUGAUGCGGGGGCAUUCAUCGACUACUCCCUUUCGUGCUGCUGCGAUGUGGGGACACAAGGAUGUGAUGGUUGAGCUAUUGCGUGCUUUGGACCACUAUGAGCUCAGCGAAGAUCUUCACGAGCUUAGAGACGACUUUUGGAGAAAUCCUAUGCACAAUGCUGCUGAGGGAGGCCAUGUAAGCAUUUGCGAAGUUCUGCUACAGUCUAAAUACGGAGUCCAAUUCGCUACUAGUGAAGAUGGGUGGUCGAUGAUCCCAAUGGAAAUGGCCCUUUUGCACGGCCACGUGGAGCUCACUGAGCUUUUCCUGAAUUGGAACAAUGGAACCUUGCUAGCUAGUGAGCCCGGGACUGUCGCGGGGGCACUUACCUUGGCUGCUCAUUUCGGACAACCGAUGGUCGCAGAUAUGCUGCUAGCUCGCCACCCCGAAGCUUGUUCCUCGGAUUUCCGCAAUUACACGGCUCUUCAUCAUGCAGCCUACAGUGGCUCGGUUGAAACUGUUAAAGUAAUUCUCGGUUAUCCUGCGGGAUCUUCGACGUUGGAGGCGAGAGACAAAUCGGGAAAUACACCUCUUGUUGGAGCGGCCGACAGAGGUCAGUCAGAGAUUGUGGAAUACCUCCUUGAAAAGGGCGCAAAUAUCAAUGCCAAGAAUGACGACGAGAAGACCGCUCUCCACCUUGCCUGUGAAGGAGAUCUUGAUCAAGUGAUCAAGAUACUCCUUCAAUCUGAGUCGGACAUUGACAUCGAGGCUAAAGAUUCCGAUGGUCGAACCGCACUCGUUGUUGCGAAUGAGUGGCAGGCAUCAGGGGCAAUCAAAUUGCUCUUGGGUGCGGGAGCACAAAUCCCCGAGGGCUUCACCAUUUUUGACACAACGGGAAUGAUCGAACAAUAUUCUCCUGAGCAGCCAGUUGACCAGUUCAAAGCGUACUUCUAUCUCAAAAAGGCAUCGGCAGACAAGCUCCCUCAACCUCUGAUUUCCAAUAUAUUGGAUCUCGCAGAGUACUGGAUUGUCAGAAAGACCGAACGCUAUGAGUCAAAACACGCCACAAAUUUCGACGGUGACACAAUGGUCUACCUGCGAAGCGCUCCAAUCAUAGGAAACCCUCACCACCCCGUGAGGCGUAUCGAAUACGAAGUCGUCAGCCACGAUCAGGGUUUCAGUAACGACCACCACGUACAUGGAACAUAUGAAUGCUCUUAUACUUGGUUUGACGCUAGCCGCGAGUGCAGUCCCGGGCCAUUCCAGGGAUCGGCCAGUCGAAUUUUGGGGCCGAUCAUCUUGCGGAAUGUUCAUGCAAGAAAUAAUUGGCACAAGCAUCGCAUAACAUGGUGUAGUGUAACUGGAGUAAGAACUUCUCGUGUGAGCACAGACGAAAGCACAAAUGAUGAAAUCGAAGAGACUGUCACAACGGUCCACCCUGAUCAUCGAAGACCGAGGCCUGAACCGCUUAAGUGGAUUACAGAGAUCAACCCUGGAGAGCGGAUUUUGAUGACGGCUAUGGCCCAGUUUCCCGGUUGGACCAAUUAUAUUCAGCGAGCGAAGUUCGUGGUCUAUACAAGCUAUCUCAAAUCUGGUGGAGUGUAUUAG